Molecule: messenger RNA, 1356 nt
Organism: Rotaria socialis
Lineage: Eukaryota; Metazoa; Rotifera; Eurotatoria; Philodinida; Philodinidae
Source: the annotation of a GenBank genome assembly
AUGGCAUCAUCAGAUGAGAUAGAACAUUGUCCAAUAAAUGACUUUCCUGAGCUCAUCUUAGUUCAAAUAUUUUCUCAUUUAUCAAUCGAUGAACGACCUGCUUUAGAAGAAACAUGUAAAUUAUGGUAUAAUAUUUUACGAAAUUCUCAUCAACUUGCAUUUAGUUGUGUGAUAAAAUUGCAUGCACUUGUUGAAGAUCUAAUUAAUCCAAAUCAAACACGACUUGGUCGUGUUUUACCACGAUGGACACGGCAAACUCAAGAUCACCAGAAAAAUGUGAAACCUAUUGAUCCAAGACCAUAUGGAUAUAUUCAACAAUAUUUAAAACGAUUUCGUACGAAUAUUAAAUAUUUAUAUAUUGAUGUUGAACAACAUGAUCCUUCAUGUCGUUAUGUUCUUUGUCAACUUUUAACACUUUUUGGCCCUGAGCAAUGUCCACAGGGUAGACAAAUUCGUUCCUUUCGUUUACGAUUUAUUAGUCAUAAUCCGUUACUAAUGCCAUCUUUGGAUAUAACUCAAGCAUUACGAACAUUUUUUCAAUACGAUUCUUCGAAAAAUCGUCGUGAAUCUCUUGUUUCAUGUGAUUUAUCUGGCCUUAUGAUAUCAUUAGAUGAUGAUACAGUUUUAAUAUUGACUAAAAAUAAUCCAUAUUUACGUAAAUUAAAUCUACAAGAUCAAUGUCUAGUUUGUAGAUUGAGUCAAUUUUGUAUUUUAAAAAUAAUUGAUACUCUUGACGAACUUGAAGAUUUAUGGGUUGAUAUGAUAUCAUUAUCAGAUGAAUUUAUUAUAAUGCUGAGUGGGAAUGAUGAUGAACAACAAAUAUUUAGAAAAUCAAAUAUCAAACAUUUAGGUAUAAGAAUAAGACGAGAAGAAAAAUUUUCAGACGAAAUCGAUGCAAAAUUAUGGCAAAAAUUACAUGAAAAAUAUCCUCAUUUAAAAGUGACAUUGAACUUUGGUAUAACAACGCCGCUCCAUCGCAUUCGAGCUUAUAUGAAACCUGAUUUACAAUUACAAGUGCAAACAUUAAUUAUUAAUACACCAAUUCCAGUAGCUGAUGAACUUUGUUUAGCAGCAAACAGUUUUGGUGAUACUUUAGAACAUGUUUAUGUUCAUACGUCUGGGCAAUGGGCUGCAAUGACACGAACGCCAGCAUUUAAUCAAGCUGUUAUGUAUUUAGCGUAUAAAUGUGUUCAUUUACAAUCACUUCAUGUUGAUGUUGCACUUAGCGAAGACACAAUUGAAGAAAUUUAUCAGUUACAUCCACACUUGAAAAAAUCUGGUGCAAGUAAACUUCUUAUCACUGAUAGUCCAACACACAUUAUUAAUCCAGAAGAUAUGGGCGAAUUGUUUGGAUGA